Messenger RNA from Temnothorax curvispinosus, 7209 nucleotides. RefSeq names its product serine/arginine repetitive matrix protein 2-like. NCBI's taxonomy places the organism in Eukaryota, Metazoa, Arthropoda, Insecta, Hymenoptera, Formicidae. The transcript is spliced from 10 exons. The coding region runs from base 144 to 6485 and encodes 2113 amino acids. The record is from RefSeq and is a predicted model, not a curated record.
AGAGAGGGACGGUGGAACUGUCAGUGCUGCAUUGGUCCUCCUCGCGUAAAGACGGGCCACGGAUCAUCUGUGAUUACCUUCCUGCCGGAGUCCUUUCCCGCAGACAACGAACGAGAGCAUCGCGAGCAAUAGACAGCUGAAAUAUGGCAGCACCACAGGCGUCGUCGCGUCUCGAGAUGCUGCAGGCCCGCUUCCAGCAGAAACAGCUGCAGGAGAAGGAGCAGAAGCUGCUGCAGCUGUACGACCAGCAGCAGCAGAGGGCCUACCAGGUGGUGCAACGGGGUAGCGCGGGUUCCAACAGCUCGAAUCACGGCAGAACCGCGACAACAACGACGACGACGACGGCGAGCCACACGACCUCGACCUCGCAAGGCGGUAAAGUGAGGCAAAUGUUCGACGAGAGGCGGCAGACUACCGUGAAGGGAAUCGACAGGAGCUACCCGCUGGAACCGCUCGAGAACAGGCUGCGAAAGCAAGCGAAUACGAACGGCGUGGUGACGCAGAGGAACGGUAAUGUGACGGUGAAUCGACAGUCCGUGAAACGCGUGACACGCGCGGACUUCAACAGCAACGUUAACGGCGGCAAACCCGUCGUUUCUUACCACGAAGAGAUCGUUCGCGACUCAUUCGGGCCAUCCGUACGUCGUCACGAUGACGAGGACGAGUACGGCGUCGAGAACCGCGUCGCCACGUUCGCCAAUGGACAUUAUCGUCACGAAAUUGACAAUGAGCAAGAAGAAGCGAUCGACCAGGACAUGAUAGAGAGAAAUCGUAUGAUGGCGAAGAUCCAUCUGAUGGGGUUCGACGAGACUCUGAAGCAUCGCGUGAGGAACGAUUUGGAGAGCGAGGAGUUUCCGGAAUACCUCAUGGUGGACGACAAGCCCGACAAGCUCUCGAAGAGGAACGUCACGAAGAAAUUGUCUCAGGCGGAAGAACGACUCGAACGAUUCAAGAACGCGAACGCGAAAAGGAGUAACGUGCCGAAACAGUCGACUUCGAGCACGGUGAUAAGAAAGCGGUCGGAACAAGGGACAAAAUCGAAUUCCAGACUAAGGAGCGAGAUCGCUGGGACUUCCCCAACCAGCAUGAGAAACGGAAGUAGCCGGACCUCAGAGCGCAGUCAAAGGAUUUUCGAAAAUGCAAAAAGUCCGCUGUCGGUUAGAAUUCGCGUAGCUGACGAAAUGAGCGCGAGACGAAGGGAAAGUUCGGAUACCGAGACGCUCAGUCAACGCACGAGUCCGCGAAGCUUCUUGACGAGAGAAGCUACAAAGGCGGAACCCGCUUCGAGAUUUUAUCCUCGGAAUAAUGAAUUUAAGUCAUUGACGUCCGAUGGAAAAAUAUUCGUAAGACGUAGCGCGAGUCCGCAGUUCUUUUGUAGAGAAUCCGAAAGAUCUGUCACGACUAUGAGCAUCGAUCGAAAGUCCGAUUCGUCUGGAUCACCAUUAUUUCAUCGGGAAACGUCGACGAAACAAAACAGAAGUCCAUUCUUCCUCAAUGAAUUCAAACAAUCUCGCAGAACGAGUGAGUCUAAGUCACCAGUAUGGGGUGACACAGGAAUUUCGUCAAGACGAAGCACGAGUCCGCAAUACUUUUAUUAUGAACCCAAACGGUCCGAAACAGCUAUGAGUACCGAUCGAGAAACUAUCGGAUCCAAAUCGUCCGAACGGAGCAAGGGAAUAUUAAAGCGAGAUACGACCGAUUUCGAACGGAAAAGGGAAACAAGUACGACUCUCGGUCGACAAUCUCCUCGAUUUAAAUUGCCAUUGUAUGAAGAGAAUGUAUUCAAAAGGCGAAGCACCAGUCCGCAAUUUUUUUGCAAAGAAUCCGAACGAUCUGCCACGACCAUGAGCAUCGAUCGUGCACCUAGUGAAUCUAGAUCGCCGUCAUACGAUCGAGAAAUAAUAACGAAGCGAAGCGGAAGUCCGCGAUUCUUUCUAAGUGAGUCCAAACAUUCUCAAAGAACGAGUGAAUCUAAAUCACCGAUAUGGAGUGACACAGGAAUUUCGUCAAGACGAAGCACGAGUCCGCAAUAUUUUUAUUAUGAACCAAAACGAUUCGAAACAGCUAUCAGUACCGAUCGAGAAACUAUCGGAUCCAAAUCGUCCGAGUGGAAUAAGGGAAUAUUAACAAAGCGAGAUAUGACCGAUUCUGAGCGGAAAAAAGUUCAAACAAAUACGACUCUCGAUCAACAAUCUUCUCAAUUUAAAUCACCAUUGUAUGAAGAGAAAGUAUUAAAAGAGCGAAGCACCAGUCCGCAAUUUUUCUGCAGAGAAUCCGAACAAUCUGCCACAACUAUGAGCAUCGAUCGUGCAUCUAGCAAAUCUAGAUCGCCGUCAUCGCCGUCAUACGAUCGAGAAAUAGUAACGAAGCGAAGCGCAAGUCCGCGAUUUUUUUUCAGUGAGUCCGAACAAUCUCGCAGAACGAGUGAAUCUAAAUCACCGAUAUGGGGUGACAGAGGAAUUUCGUCAAGGCAAAGCACGAGCCCGCCAUAUCGUGAGUCCAAACGAUCCGGAACAGCUAUGAGUACCGAUCGAGAAACCAACGAAUCCAAAUCGUCCGAGUGGAGCAAGCGAAACACAAGACCGCAAUUUUUUUGCCGUGAAUCAGAACGAUCUGGCACAACUAUGAGCAUUGAUCGCAAAGUUAGUGAACCUAGAUCGUAUGAUCAAAAAAUAUUGACGAAGCGAAGCGCAACUCCACGACUGCUAAAAGGAAAGACCGAGCAACGAUCUGUCAUCACUACGAGCAUCGAUCGCAGAUACAAUGGAUUUAAAUUGCCUAGAAUUACGCGCGACAAACGUUCUACGAGUCCGCAAUUUUUCUGCAAAGAAUCUGAAAAAUCUGCCACAACAAUGUUGAUCGAGCCAAGAUCGAGAUCAACGGAUUCUACUAAAAAUGUAUUAAAACAUCGCACUUAUGUCCCAGAUACUUCCUAUAGACGACCUGUAAAAUCUCCGAUUGAUAAAAAAGUCAGUUCUACGAAAUAUAGACACACUCCAAGUCCUUCAAUUACUAGACACGAAGUGAAAAGAGCUUCCAGUAAAAACGAAGUCUUCAAAAAUAUUACGGAAACUCGCAGAUCAUCGAAAAUCUCGGAGACAUCCGCGACAUCGGCCAGCUCGAUCGUAAACCUCAAGUACGGUUUGGAAUUCGAUAAUAUUUUGCAAUCAGCAGGGCUCGUCCGUAAAUUCAUGAAGUCCCAAGACGGAAAACAUCGCGCCAUUCGUCAAUCGCCCUCGAAACGCAAUAGUACAAACGUAAAUACUCGAAUCUCCGCAAGAGGCAAUCAAUCGAAAAAUCAACGUAAAACACCGCCACUUCUCCAAACAACGAGAUCGCCGUCUAUUGAAAGCAGGAAGAGAGCCACGCCAGAGUUCUCUCGCAAAACCAUUACGCCGACAGAAGUUGACAUGGACAUUCAAGAGAUUACUAUGACGGAUCAUCGUAUUGAACGCGACAAACUGCAAAAAGCGUCGAGCCCAAUACUGAAGCGACAAUUUGAUGGAACAUACACGAAAUUGCCUAGCGGCAGAGCGAAAUUCAAAACCUCGAUCACCUAUCCUGUUCGCAAAACGCAUAGACAGAGAGAGUCCAUUUUCGAAUCAAGCGCUUUCAAGAGAGAUCUCUCCAAAAGGAGAUACACGGAUCGCCGAAGCGAUCGAGAGAGCGAGGAAAGUGUCAUCAGCCUGAAAUUCGGUCCUGUAAGCGAAAGUUCUUAUCUCGGAACUCGCGACAGGAAAGAUGAAAGUAGAAUGUCUUCUCAAACGCGGAAACAAUCCGCAAGAAAUCAAGCUAACUACAUUGCGACUCAAUCCACGAAACGUGAAGAUCGAGAGCGCGCGAGUUCUCGAUCUUUAAAUCGAAUGCGAAAUCGUUCUGCAGAAAAUAGGGCUGAUAAUCCGAAAGCAACGUCUCCUGAUUUUUCUAGGGUAAGAAAAUAUACAGUUUCGCCGAUUUUAUACGACUUCGCGGGGAGGACCAAAGAAGCACGCACAAAAUUCGAUCAACCGCAAAACUUGCGGUCUGCGCGACUGGUGCAGGGUACUGCAAAGGACAGAAACUUGUCUACAAACGACGAAUAUAAUCGAGGAAGAGGAGAAGACAAAAAUAAAGACAAAAAUAAAAUAGGAGUAGAUGAGGUUGACGCUGGGAUCGGCGUAAAGUAUCAAACGGUAGCUGAAACCGCUUUGAAUGAAGAGAUCAAGGAUUACCGCAAGAUCACUCGCCCAAACUUCACUGAUCGGAUCGCAAACAAAAAGAUCUCCCUUCGCGAAACGAUGCAGAAGCCGAUGCAGUCGAGUACUUCAAAGAAAACAAUCUCUCCGACGAGAGAACGUGGCAGGCGGCACGACGUAAAGUCUAGGGUUUCGCCACGCGUUUCACCUUUGCGAAAAACAGCAGAAAUUUCUCGUGACGCCUGUAUCCCGAAAAUUUUCUCAUCCCGGAGUAUCGUAUCAAAAGCAGAUCAAAGCUCUGCAUCUAAAUUUUCGACGUACACCAUCAAAGAUCGCAAACACGAGAGUGUGCUAGUCGCGAAAAAAUUGACGGAAUCGUUCAAUAAAAUGAGCGUAAAACGUAAGACCGAAGAUAGCGUGAAAGAAUUUUCGAAAAUGCUACGCGAGGACAGAUCUGAAAAAGAUCUCAAAAGACUGGACUCCGUGGAGUCGGCGUUGAGACGAUUCGAUUCCAUAGGUGCGGAAUUUGAACGUUCAAGUCCGACGAACUUCCGGGCAUCUCCAGAGAUCUCCUUACAAACGAUAGACGCCCAAGCAAAAGUUUCCAUUAAAGAAUCGAUCGCCUCUGAAGGAACAACAGUCCCUUCUCGCGAAGUAACGGAUCAUACGAUUUUGAGAUCGAUGCUAAAAUCUCCAGUCGACAGAGAUCUGAAAGCUAAAAACGCCGCGUACAAAAGUGAUUUCAGAAUUCUCCAAAAGAAGACUCGCCCCUCUAAGAGAUCAACGAGAGUCGGAAGCCCCAUCGAAAGCAAGCAGAGAUCAACGAAAAUUCGAUCACCGACGUGCAAGCGGCGAUUGUUUGAAUCCGAUUCGGAGAAGGAGAUUCAAGAAGAACGGCCAAAAUCGAGUUACGUAAAAGCGCGAAAGGAUGAGAAUUGUCCCUUCGUAAAUUUCAGAUUUCGUAAAGACAAAGCAAUCUCAAACAAAAGGUCUUCCAAAGGUCUCAGUCACGACGUUACGAAAGAAUCGAUGAGUUCGGAAGAAACGUCCACGUUUUCCGUGAAACCGCUGCGGUCCAUCGAGGAUAUUCGAAAAUCGAUCGGUGACGAACGAAAUAAAUUAGUCGCUACGGGAGAGUCGAGGUCAGCGAUUGCAAAUCAGCGUUCGGCCUCGCGAGAGGCGAGGAGAUCAAGUCCUGUGACCAAUGCAGCGAAAAACGUAUUUCUCGGCGCCGAUCCCGCGAGACUGAUUAAAAUUAAAUCCUGUGUAUCCAGGAUCACGAAGAGCCCGAGCCCCGAUUUGACUGCGACAAAGCAGCGCGAAACGAACGCGCGAGCGACAAGAGGAAGCGCUCCUUCGUCCCCUUCGAAAAGUCCUGAGGUUGCCCCUAGGCGUACAGAAUCGAGGAAUCAAGAAUCGAAGCCUUCGAGAAGAUCAACGAUCGGAAAAGGUGCGGAUUCGACCGGAAAUAAAUUCGACACAACCGACGGUGUCGUUCUCCAAAAUGGUUCGCCGGACGAAUCUACAAGAAAAUCCUUUAUGAUCGAUUUCGACGAUCGACCAUCGAAAGAAGACGAUGCAAUGCCGUUCAAAAAAUCGUCGAUGAAGAAGUCUUCUAACGACAAGCAACAGACAGCUUCCAGUGUAUCAGGCCAGCCGACCUCGUCGUCGAAUUCUAGUUUUAACUUAGUUCAAGAUUCCAGUGUGAAAAGUAGAAUGGCGGAAAGUGAAAGAGGAAAAGGAAUAGGAAAAGGAGGAGUUAAAAGUAAAGGUAAAGGUACAGAAAAGCCUUCUUCCAGUAGUGGCAAGCUUGCAAACGCAUCAAGUUUCAAUGAAGAUACAACUACCGAUACGAAAGGUCUGGUAAGGUGUAAAACAUGCGGGCGUAGCUUCGCGCAAAAUCGAAUCGAACUCCACGAAGAGAUCUGCGUGAAAACUGCGACCAAGAAGAGGAAGCAGUUCGAUCCAGUGAUGUGCCGAGUUAAAGGAACCGAACUCGAGCCUUUCGUUAAGAAAGGCCUCGCUAAGCGAGAGACAAAAACGAAGAAGUCGGAGUCGAAGCCGGACUGGCGACGCAAACACGAGGAAUUCAUCAGCGCAAUCCGCUACGCAAGGGAGACGCAGGCACGAUUGGCGGCGGGUGAGAAUCUGAGCGAUUUGCCGCCCCCGCCACCCAGCGAUACCAGCGAUUACGUUCAGUGCGAGCACUGUGGCCGGAAGUUCAAUCGGUCUGCCGCGGAGCGGCACAUUCCGAUCUGCAAGCGUAUGCACGAUAAAAAGCAGACGCAAGCGCCGAGGGCGAGACGCUAGAAGAGGAAAUCGCGGCGACGCCCAGUCUCUCCCCGGUCCCUCUCCGCAAAGAAGAAAGCUCGUUCUUGUACUCCCCGAUAAAUUAGCGUCUAAUCUUUUUAAGCGCACUCUUGCCCUCGUCUCUUUCCCGGCGCCGAUUCACAAGCCUAACACUCCCCUUUGUACGCGAGACGCGACUCACUCCAUUUCGAGAUCUUCGCCUGCUUCACGUUUAAUGUCGAAAUGUUGUGUCAAAGAAUUUGAUAGGUUGAUAUUGAAGAACUCGUUUCUAAAUUGUCUUAAAUUUUAUUAAUUAAAGACUGCACGCGGAAAUGGGUUCUUCGACUGGAACGUGAUUUGUAACGCUAUGACGGUCUAAAUUGAGUGAAGCAGACGAAAAUUACAUUAAUAAUAAAAAAGAUUAUCUAUGUGAGCUAAUGGCAAUGUCGUAAUUUAAUCGUAAAUUCGAGAUUAUCGAAUGUGACAGCAAUAAUCAAGUAUUGAUGUUCAAAGUCAAAUAGUUAUGCCGCCGCUGACUAUCGCUUUUCACUCGUGAAGCUGCUAUCGCCCAAGCGGGUGCUUUGAAUAACUAUCGAUAAAAUUUUUUAUCAAUUGAAUUUUAUACGUAUCGUAAUUGAAUGCAAUUUUUAUAACCGCAAGCGAUUAUACACGCGAAGUAAAAAUGUAAAAAAAAAAUAAUGCGUUGAUAAUGUAUAUGAAAGAAAUAUAUUAUACGUAGCACGAA